AUGAGCGACGAAGAUUUCUUUACCACACCUUCCAACGAAGAAACCCAACAACCUGCUGACGAAAUGUUCGGCGAUCAACAACAACCACAAGAGUCCUUUGAUUCUUUCGCUUCUGGUGAUGAUAAUGGAUUUGUUGCUGAUGAUCAAGGUUUCGAUCAACAAGGUUAUGUUGAAGAACAAGAACAAGAACAACAAGAUUUUGAACAACAAGGUUACGUAGAAGAACAACCAAUGACUGUCUAUGAACAACAACAACAAGAACAAUACACCGAACCACCAAAGCAAGUGUCUGCCAUCAGAGAAUUCGAGGAAAAGAGAUACAACGCCCUUAUGGAAAAGGACAAUGAAAGCAGAGUGCAACACGAUAAAAUUUUGGACGAAGCCAAGAAUUAUAAGGCCAAGUAUAUCAAGGAUCGUGAAGAAAGAAAGGACACAAACUCCAAGAAGAACAAGGAUGAUGAAGAAAUCUUCCGUUCAACCAUGGAAACUGUUCACGAAAAUGUCUGGGAAAAUGUUAUGAAAUAUGUUGACUUGAACAAGGCAAAGUCUCAAAACAAGCUUGACAAGGAAUUGGAUGAUAUGGACGAACAAAUUCUCGGUAAGAAGAAGAAGAAGAAGAACCAACAAAAGGAAGAAGAAAAGACCACAGUCAAGAAAGCCGACCAAUUUGAUCAUCUUGAAGUUGAACAAAAGGAUACCACUAGACUCAGAAAGAUCCUUUUGGAAUUAAAGGCAGAAGCUCCAGCUCAUUAAAUAAACUUUAAAAGCAAUUUUUGUAUAGUAA
Molecule: messenger RNA, 784 nt
Organism: Naegleria gruberi
Lineage: Eukaryota; Heterolobosea; Eutetramitea; Acrasida; Naegleriidae
Exons: 1
Coding region: 1-753 (250 amino acids)
Biological process (GO): intracellular protein transport; clathrin coat assembly; clathrin-dependent endocytosis
Cellular component (GO): clathrin coat of coated pit; plasma membrane; clathrin coat of trans-Golgi network vesicle
Molecular function (GO): clathrin heavy chain binding; structural molecule activity
Source: RefSeq, a predicted model, not a curated record